Ostreococcus tauri is the source of this 2127-nucleotide messenger RNA. RefSeq names its product unnamed product. The record is from RefSeq and is a predicted model, not a curated record. Lineage: Eukaryota; Viridiplantae; Chlorophyta; Mamiellophyceae; Mamiellales; Bathycoccaceae. The transcript has a single exon. The coding region runs from base 1 to 2127 and encodes 708 amino acids.
AUGGCGAGCGAACGACGGGCGAUGACGGCGAGAGCGGUGCGCGCGCUCGAGGUGGGUGCGCGUGGUGUCGAUCGCGAGCGACGACGGUGGAGGCGUGGGUGCGUGGGUGCGCGCGGGCUGACGACGGGUGUUUUCGAGACGCAGGCGCGGGCGAGCGAGGCGGAAUCGCGAGCGGAGAAAGAGACGGAGGCGCGGGUGCAUCGCGAGCGUGAGCUGGAGAGUGCGAAUCAGUUGGCGCAGCGCGCGUCGGUGAGCGAGCGGUUGAAGCGACACGCGGAGCGGGAGGUUGUGGAGCUCACGCGCGAGUUGGAGACGCUUCGAUGCGAGAAAGAACGCGAGCGAGACGUCUUGGAGGAGCGAUUGGCGAGCGUGACGGAGGGAAGAGAGCGCGAGUGGGAAGAGAUGCGCGAUGCGCUCGCGCAAGCGAGGGAGGAUCGCGAGCGGCUGAGCGCGGAGGGUGCGCGUUUGGAGCGAGAGAACGAAGAGGCGCGCGAGCGAGAGAGGACGCUUCGCGACGAUUUGGCCGGCGCUACGGAUUCGUUGACGGAGACGAAGCGACUUUUAGAGGACGUGCAGACGAACAAGGCGUACGUAGACGAGGAAUUGAGCGAAAUGCGCGACGAGAUGGUGCGUGUACGCUCGGAUUUAGAGGAGACGGCGGCGGCGAACAAAUCUCUCGAGCGCGAGUUACGAGAGUCACGAAGGAAGUCCGAGGCUUUGGCCGCCGCGGUGCACACGGCGCGAGGGAACGACAGCGCCGCUCGAACGAUGAUGCGCGAUAGCGUUCUGACGUUCGCGCGAAUGGAGGAUGCCGCGAACGCUCGAGAGAUUCAAAUAUUGAAGGAGCGGCACGCGGCGGAAAUCGAGCGCAUGCAAGAGGAAUUUGCCGCAGCCUUGGCUCGAUCGAACGCGACACAGGGCGAGAUCGCGCACAACACUGUUGACGAAACGCAACGCGUGAAGCGCACGCUGAGGGAGGUGGAAGACGACGCGCGCGAGGCUGUGCGCAAUGCGAGACGUCGCGAGGAAGACGCGAACGCGGAGGCUACAAAGCUUCGACAAGAGUUGGCGAAGACCAAGGCGAGAUUGAACGCCAUGGUCGAAGCAGGCGAAGGGCAACUGAGCCAUGCGAGUAUUCGUGAGGCCCAAGCGGCGCGGCUGGCUGCGGCGCAGGCUCAGGCGGUUUGCCGGGAUUUACAAUCGGAACUUGAGGCGGAGCACGAAUCCGCCGAGGCGGCGAGGCAUGAGGCAGCCGUGACGUUGCAUAAAUUCUUCGAGAUUCGUGACAAGUACGAACAGCGUGAGGCGUUGGUGAUUCAUCAAAAGGAAUCGAUUCAAGAGCUCAAGCGAGACGUCGAACGCAGAGACGGACAAAUCGAGGAACUCAAGGCGCGGUGCAAAGAAUUAAAACUUUGUCUUCGUGACAACGAGGUCACGUACUUGAACCGUCAAGAUCUCACCGAAGAGGUCGAGCACUUGAACAGAAUCAUUGCUGAUGCGAACAUCCGCGAUCGCGAUCGAUCGAUCGAGUUGCAUCGCGAGCGCGAGCGUGCAGAUAAUUACGCCGAACGACUCGAGCAAUGCGAGUCACAGCUUUGCGAGGAAUCGCACAAACGCAUUCAGCUCGAGCGCGCCAUGCGCGACGUCGACGGAGCGAUGUCAAAGGCCGAGACCGACGCCGUGCGAGCGGAGGCGAUGAGCGCGAGCGCGAUACUUCUCGAAGCAGAGGUUUUGAGACUGACUCGCGUCAACGAACAAGCUGAGACGCGUGUCGCCGAGCUUGAGGGUCGCGUCGAGGACCUCAUCGAGCAAGCCGAUUCUUUGGCUUCCUCGAAAAAUCCCAAUCAAGCGAUUCGUUACCUUGAGAAGCUUCGUUACGAACGUGAAGUUGCGGAGAAGGAUGCGGAGGAUGCGGGCAAAGCCGUCCAAUCGAUGAAAGCGGCUCUCCAGUUCGUCGUGUGUGCCAAGCGCGAGACCCGAGAUAAGAUCGUGACGUACGCUCGCGAGGCGCGCAAAACCGGUCGCGUGUACACCGACGCCCCCGGCAUCCCAAGCGGCGUCGCCGCCGACGUUUGGGCUCGAGUCGUCGAAACCGUCGCUCGACUGGACCUCGACGCCAUCGAGUAA